UUCGUACCUUUGCUUAAGUCUGAUUUAGCGAGGAGUGUGGGUGCAGACUUAAUGCUUACAGGUGUGUGGAUUUAUUUAUUUAUUUAUUUUUCCCUUAAGGAGUAGCUACUGCAGCCAUGGGCGUGUCUGAACACAAGUCUGCGCCAUCCAUCUCACCAUGGUCAGCCUGCUGAGCGGGGCCAACAAAGGAACCGGUGCCCAGUCAACAAGGACUAACUCUCCCCGUAGAUGCCAGUUACUGCCUUAACCUCUGCAGGACUGAAUAAAAAACAUUACAGGUUAAAUUCUGCAUCGUGAAAGCAAAGGAGCCAUGUGUCUGUUGCAAUACCUCAGUAUCUUUUGGAUUCUCCACUCGGCCUUGGUGGUGGAAGGAGAGUCACCGCUGAGCUGCAUCCCUCGUAGGACCGUGCCCCAUCACAGGGACAAUGGUUACCUGUUUCGUGAGGAAGGGGUAUCGAACUACUCCACCAUGCUGCUGAGAGAAGACCUUGGCCUGUUAGUGCUGGGCGCCAGGGGGUCCAUCUACGCUCUUGACCUCGGCAACAUCUCCCACAAAAAGGCCUCAGUGAAGUGGGAUGUGACGGAUCAGCAAGCAAAAGAGUGUGAAAACAAAGGGAAAGAUCCUCAGAGUCACUGCAAGAACUACAUAAGGACCCUGCAUACGAUGGAGGACGGCAGGAUGUAUGUAUGUGGAACCAAUGCCUUUGAUCCAGAGUGCGAUUACAUGUCGUAUGCAGACGGAAAGCUGACUCUUGAGAAAAAAGCAGAGGAUGGGAAGGGGAAGUGUCCAUUUGAUCCCUUCCAGAGAUAUGCCUCCAUUAUGGUUGGUGAUGACCUGUAUUCUGCCACUUCAAUGAACUUCCUGGGCUCCGAGCCUGUGGUGAUACGCAACCCUGCCGGCAUACGCACCGAGUUCAAGGCCAGCUGGCUGCAAGAUCCCAACUUUGUCUCCAUGGCCCAGAUGCCAGAGAGCGACGACAGCAAUGAGGGAGAUGAUGACAAAGUGUACUUGUUCUUCAGCGAGACGGCGGUGGACUACGACUUCUACACCAGACUGGUGGUUUCUCGUGUGGCCCGUGUCUGCAAGGGGGACAUGGGAGGUCAGAGGACCUUGCAGAAGAAGUGGACUUCCUUCCUGAAGGCCAUGGUGGACUGUCCUGUGCUGGAGUUCCAGCUGCCCUUCAUCAUCCAGGACACUUUCCUGUGGUGCGAGCCGCAGCAGCCCUGGAAGAGCUGCCUGUUCUUCGCCGUCUUCACACCACAGUCAAUGGCUCUUCCGCUGUCUGCAGUGUGUGUUUACUCGGUGUCAGACAUGAGCAAAGUGUUCUCAGAGGGGAAGUACAAGACGCCAGAGCCUGUGAAAACCUCUUUUGUCAAGUGGGUGAUGUACAGCGGAGAUGUGCCCUCCCCCCGGCCCGGAGCUUGCAUAGACAAUGCGGCUCGUAAGUUGGGAAUUACUCAGACUCUGGACCUGCCAGAUCGGACGCUUCAGUUCAUUAGAGACAGUCCCCUCAUGGACCAGGUGAUCUUGCCAAAAGACGGGAAGCCCCUUCUGGUGUGGAGGGGAGCUGCAUUCACACGCAUCGUAGUAAACCAAGUGCAGGCUGCCGAUGGGGAAAAGUACCACGUGAUGUUCAUAGGCACAGAGGACGGCACCAUGCUGAAAGCUGUGAACUACGAUGGAGAGAUGUUCAUCAUAGAGGAAGUGCAGCUCUUCCAGCCCCCCGAGCCAAUCAAAGUCCUCAAAUUCUCUAAUGUCACGGGUCAUCUGUAUGCAGGUUCAGAGUUUGGGGCAGUCCAGAUACCACCAGCAAACUGUUCAAGGUCUUUAUCCUGUAUGGACUGUGUUUUAGCCAGAGACCCGUACUGUGGCUGGGACAAAACUACUGCCAAAUGUACUGCCGUCUCUGAUGCACAAAGGGAACUGAUACAGAGUGUGAAACAAGGAGAUACCUCUCUCUGCCCACAUCCUGCCCCAGUGAAGCCUGUGAAUCAGUCCAUGGAGGUGGGUGGCAACCUGAAGCUUCACUGCUCGCCUCCCUCCAACCUGGCAAAGAUAAGGUGGGAGCACAACACGCUCCCCCUGUCCCCAUCAACUCGUUUUCUGUUCCUACAUGAUGGGCUGCUCAUCUUCAACGCCUCAUUUGCUGACGCCGGUCGGUACCGCUGUCUGUCUGUCGAGCGCUCCAACACUGACAAUUACACCACUACUGUGGCUGAGUACCAGGUCUGCAGGGACUCGUGCGCCGGCAGUGGGCAGGGAAAAGCAUUGUUACCCGAGGCCCAGAGAGGAGGCCCGUCUGUGGUUGGACUGCAGGCUGUGGUGGGGCUCCUGGUGGUUCUUCUCGCUGCUCUUCUGGCCUGGAACCUGUGGAAAGGCCACCUGCCUGUGCCCUGGAGGUGCAACGAUAAGAGUGGAGCGGGACAAGGGGCAAACCAGGCACUGUCACAACAGGGGGGUCACAACUCCAGCGUGACCCAACAGCAGACGGAGAAUAAGCCCCUGGUGUCUGGAGCAGACAACGGCAGAAGUAACAACAACCACACUGGAGGCGAGGUGGUGUUCAGUGCUGCACAGGAUGAGAAUGUUUCUGCUAAAGUUGACCUGCCAUCUAUGAAGUACAUUGAUGACGAGUCUGAAAUCUGAAAAUUCAAGACGUACCAUCAUAUUAACAGUUCUCCACAGAAUGCUGUUAGUCUGCCUCGUGAAUGGGAAUACAUGAAAAUAACUGUUACUAGGCAGAACUAACUGGAUUCAUCUGCUCAACUGUGAUUUGAGUAUUUAAAAAAAAAAAAAAAAACUCUUUGUUUGCUCUACUUAUGUGGGGCCCACAUUUAUUUUGGAUGAGAAUAUAUAAGGUACUUGAUUUAAAGUUUGUUGAAAGACUGCAAGUUACUUUUUGAGACUGAAAAAAAACCAAAAGAUGCUGUACUUGGGAUUUUUGUGCAAGUACGAUGGACACAGACACUUGAAUUUGCUGUAGAAUAAUUGUUUUGCUUUACUUUUUUUUUUAUUGUGACAUAGGUUGUGUAAGUGUUGAUAGUUUUGAGUUUGAGUGGAGAAUGUUUCCCACCAGUCAGUGCAGAUCAUAUUGAGGACCGCUGUAAAUAGUGGUAUUUUUUUUUUACAUGGAAUUUACAUGGAUUUAUUUUUAACUCAGUGCAGU
This is a messenger RNA of Myripristis murdjan (pinecone soldierfish), 3167 nucleotides long. Its product is annotated as semaphorin-4E-like. Gene Ontology annotation, biological process: positive regulation of GTPase activity; axon guidance; neural crest cell migration. The record is from RefSeq and is a predicted model, not a curated record. NCBI's taxonomy places the organism in Eukaryota, Metazoa, Chordata, Actinopteri, Holocentriformes, Holocentridae. Gene Ontology annotation, cellular component: plasma membrane. Gene Ontology annotation, molecular function: semaphorin receptor binding; chemorepellent activity. The coding region runs from base 311 to 2647 and encodes 778 amino acids. The transcript has 15 exons.